This is a messenger RNA of Belonocnema kinseyi, 5550 nucleotides long. It is a transcript of the gene GluProRS, whose product is annotated as bifunctional glutamate/proline--tRNA ligase. NCBI's taxonomy places the organism in Eukaryota, Metazoa, Arthropoda, Insecta, Hymenoptera, Cynipidae. Gene Ontology annotation, molecular function: ATP binding; glutamate-tRNA ligase activity; proline-tRNA ligase activity. The transcript is spliced from 13 exons. Gene Ontology annotation, biological process: translation; prolyl-tRNA aminoacylation; glutamyl-tRNA aminoacylation. The coding region runs from base 124 to 5430 and encodes 1768 amino acids. Gene Ontology annotation, cellular component: cytoplasm; aminoacyl-tRNA synthetase multienzyme complex. The record is from RefSeq and is a predicted model, not a curated record.
UAUGGAAUUUUCAUCAUAACCUUAUUUAGAAAAGCCGAAGAUAACUCGAUUUAGUCAAAUCGGGUUUAUUUUGAAAAUAUUGUAUAUUCUAUUUUGACUGGAAGAAAGAGACAGUUCUGAAAAAUGUCUCCGAAUCUUAUUGCCAAAACAAGCGAUCCUCCAAUAGGUGCUUUGAUUUUGAGCGAAUUAGUUUCUUCUGAAGGAAAGACUAAGAUUCCAGUGACUUGGUCCAAAGACUGGAAAGGAUCAGGAAAUGUCCAGUUGUUUGAUAAAGACGGACACUUAGUUGGUGAAACUAAUAAUGAUGUUGCUCGCUAUUUGGCAAGAACUGUGGAUGCUAAUGUGUAUGGGGGCAAUGAAGCUUUGGAAAGAACAGAAGUAGACCACUGGCUAUCAUUCUCAAUUGGACCUCUGCGAGGUACUCAAUCUCUGAACGAGUCACUUGAAUAUUUGGAUCGUAUGUUGUUGCCGAAGACAUGGUUGGUAGCAAAGCGAAUGACAAUUGCUGACAUUUGCGUAUUCUCGAGUCUAUCCGAGGAUGAAGGAUUACUUUCUGACGGGAAACAUCCCAACAUCGCGAGAUGGUACAAGCAGAUUCAGGCUCUUCCUGCUGCAAAGUCAGCUUUAGAGUCUGUCGCAAAGAACAGAACAGUCCCUGUUGCCAAAACAAACAAGCCGAGAGGAAAACCAGCUGAAAAAGAUACUAAAGGAGCGCAGGGUACUAACACGAGGAAACAAGAGGGUAAAUUUAUAGAACUACCUGGUGCCGAAAUGGGAAAGGUUGUAGUGCGUUUUCCGCCUGAAGCAAGUGGAUUUUUGCAUAUUGGUCACGCAAAGGCUGCGCUUUUGAAUCAGUAUUACGCUGAAGCUUUUAAAGGCCAGUUGAUUAUGCGAUUCGAUGACACGAAUCCUGCUAAGGAGAACGUCGAGUUCGAAAAAGCCAUUCUCGAGGAUUUGGAAAUGCUGCAGAUAAAACCGGACCGUUUCACCCAUUCUUCUGAUUAUUUUGAUCUGAUGCUGAGGUAUUGUGAUCAGUUACUUAAAGAAGGCAAAGCCUACGUGGAUGAUACUCCAGCUCAGGAUAUGAAAGAUCAACGUGACCAAAGAUUACCAUCGGUUAAUAGGAAUAACCCCGUUGAUAAGAAUCUGAAGAUGUGGGUAGAAAUGAAGAAAGGAACUCCGAAAGGUCAAGAGUGCUGUGUAAGAGCAAAAAUCGAUUAUCAAUCGGCAAAUGGUUGUAUGCGAGAUCCGACAAUCUACAGGUGCAAACCAGAGCCACAUCCUCGAACGGGAACAAAAUACAAGGUGUAUCCAACCUACGACUUUGCCUGUCCAAUUGUGGAUGCAGUUGAGAAAGUAACACAUACUCUGCGCACAACCGAAUACCAUGACAGAGAUGUGCAAUUCUAUUGGUUUAUAGAAGCCCUGGGUCUAAACCGUCCCUACAUCUGGGAAUAUUCUCGUCUAAAUAUGACAAACACGGUCCUUUCGAAACGAAGAUUGACUUGGUUUGUGGCAGAAGGUUUGGUAGAUGGCUGGGAUGAUCCUCGCUUCCCAACCGUUCGAGGAAUUUUGCGAAGAGGAAUGACAGUCGAAGGUCUUAAACAGUUCAUCAUUGCACAAGGAAGCUCGAGAUCUGUCGUCUUUAUGGAGUGGGACAAGAUCUGGUCUUUUAACAAAAAAGUUAUCGAUCCAGUCGCUGUCAGAUACACUGCUUUGAACUCGGAUGAACUCGUACCAGUUAAUGUCCAAGGAGCUAAGAAUGAUUGGAUCACCGUCCAGAAUCAUCCAAAGGAUCCAUCGAUAGGUACUAAAAAAGUUCGAAUCAGUCCGAACAUCCUUAUAGAAAAAGUAGAUGCUGAGGCUUUAGUCGAGGGGCAAAAUGCCACUUUUAUAAACUGGGGAAAUCUCUUAAUAAAAACAGUGAAGAAGGAAAUGGGAUCAAUUGUUAGCGUCGAGGCUUCGCUGAACUUGGAGAAUAAAGAUUUCAAGAAUACUGUGAAAUUAACGUGGCUCUCUGCACCAGAAAGUGAGACUAAAGAUUCAGCAGAAACGAAAUUGGUGCCUUGUUAUGCUGUCUACUUUGAUCACAUCAUCAGUAAACCUGUUCUCGGCAAGGAUGAGGAUUUUAAGAGUUAUGUCGCGAAGGAAACAAGGAAAGAAGUACAGGUUGUGGGAGAAACUGAGUUGAAGAGAGUUAAGCAAGGAGAAAUAAUUCAACUUCAGAGGAAAGGUUUCUUCCGUUGCGAUGUGCCUUAUGCUCCAGCAAACAAUUACUCAUCUCGAGAACAACCCCUAAUUCUGUUUCAUAUUCCUGAUGGACAUACAACUUCUCCUAUUGCUCAAUCAGCAAGCAGCGUGGCGGAAAAAAAUAUUCAGCCAUCGAAACAAAAGAAUGACGAUGCUAUUGAAAAGCAGAAUGAAAAGAUUGUUAACCAGGGAAAUAAGGUACGAGAUUUGAAAAAUGCGAAAGCUGAUAAAGCGACGAUUGACGCUGCAUUUAAAACACUCCUAAAUCUGAAAGCCGAAUACAAAUCGCUUGCGGGUGUCGAUUGGAAACCUGGUGCACCUAUAAAAUCCGAAGCUUCGACUCCAGCUCCUAAAAUGUGGAACACGAACGUCAAUGAUUUGCUUGCUCAAAUACAGGAUCAAGAGAAUAAAAUAGACGAAGAAGCAAAGAAACUUUCGAUUUUAAAAGCCGAUUACAAAAAGGCAACUGGUCAAGAUUGGAAGUCUGGUGCGACGCUUCCGGUUAACGAAGUUGAAGCUGCAAGUAAUCCUGGUGAGAGUCUUUCAAAUGAUAUAGCAAAACAAGGAGACAAAGUGAGAAUACUCAAGUGCCAGAAAGCUGAGAAGGCGACGAUUGAUCCUGCAGUUAAAGAACUACUGAGGCUGAAAGCAGAGUACAAAUCAGUAACAGGACAAGAUUGGAAACCGGGUAUGACACCUCCAGUUACAGAAGUUAAAGAAGUUAAAUCUGCGGGUAAUCCUGGUGAGAGUCUUUCAAAUGAGAUAGCAAAACAAGGGGACAAAGUGCGAGUACUGAAGUCACAGAAAGCUGAUAAGGCGACGAUUGAUCUUGCAGUUAAAGAGCUAUUGAGACUGAAAGCAGAGUACAAAUCCGUAACAGGACAAGAUUGGAAACCGGGUGUAACGCCUCCAGUUGAAGAGGUUAAAGCUGCGAGUAAUCUUGGUGAGAAUCUUUCAAAUGAGAUAGCAAAACAAGGGGACAAAGUGAGAAUACUGAAGUCCCAGAAAGCUGAUAAGGCGACGAUUGAUCCUGAAGUUAAAGAGCUACUGAGACUGAAAGCAGAGUACAAAUCCGCAACUGGACAAGAUUGGAAACCGGGUAUGACAACUCCAGUUACAGAAGUUAAAGAAGUUAAAGCUGCGAGUAAUCCUGGUGAAAAUCUGUCAAAUGAGAUAGCAAAACAAGGAGACAAAGUGCGAGUACUGAAGUCCCAGAAAGCUGAUAAGGCGACGAUUGAUCCUGAAGUUAAAGAGCUUUUGAGACUGAAGACAGAGUAUAAAACUGUCACUGGGCAAGAAUGGAAACCUCCAUCAAACACGCCAGUUAGUUCCGUUCCAGCACCAGCCGCUACUUCCGACCCUAAAGUCACUGAAAUAUCGAACAAAAUCGCUCAACAAGGCGACAAAGUGAGAGAGCUUAAAUCUGCAAAAGCCGAGAAGAGUGCAAUUGACCAAGAAGUCAAGGCUCUCCUCACUCUGAAAGAAGAGUACAAAAAAGUUUCAGAGCAGGAAUGGAAACCGCCUACUGCUCCAGCUGAUAAGAAAGGAAAGAAGGGAGAAAAUGCACCAAAGUCUGGAGCUAAAGAUUCCAAAGGUGCUAAACCAAGCGAUAAGGCUUUGAAGAAAUCAGAGAAGGAUAGUAAAGAUGAUACGAAAACUGGUACCAGGUUGGGUCUUGAGGCGAAGAAGGCUGAAAAUCUUCCCGAUUGGUACUCGCAGGUGAUUACGAAGAGUGAGAUGAUUGAGUAUUACAACGUAUCCGGCUGUUAUAUUCUUCGUCCCUGGAGCUUUUCGAUUUGGGAGGUGAUUAGAGAUUUUAUCGAUCGGGAAAUCAAGAAACUGGGUGUCGAGAAUUGCUACUUCCCUAUUUUCGUGUGCCAAGCGGCUUUGGAAAGGGAGAAGACUCAUAUUGCUGAUUUUGCACCGGAAGUUGCUUGGGUAACCAAAAGUGGAGAUUCCGAGUUGGCUGAGCCGAUUGCAAUCCGUCCAACUUCUGAAACUGUUAUGUAUCCAGCUUAUGCGAAGUGGCUUGCCUCUCAUCGGGAUUUGCCUCUUAAGUUGAAUCAGUGGAACAAUGUUGUGAGAUGGGAGUUUAAGCAUCCUCAACCCUUCCUACGAACAAGGGAAUUCCUUUGGCAAGAAGGUCACACUGUUUUCGCGACCAAAGCGGAAGCCGAUGAGGAAGUUAUGACGAUUUUGAACAUUUAUGCAAGUGUUUACGAAGAUUUGCUUGCCAUUCCUGUAGUUAGAGGUCGAAAAACCGAAAAGGAGAAAUUCGCUGGUGGUGAUUACACAACUACAGUUGAGGCUUUUAUUUCCGCGAGUGGAAGGGCGAUUCAAGGUGCGACGAGUCAUCAUCUCGGACAAAACUUUUCAAAGAUGUUUGAUAUUCAAGUCGAGGGAGCUGAAGAGGGAGGAGAAAAGACGUUUGUCUAUCAGAAUUCCUGGGGUCUGACGACUCGCACAAUUGGUGUCAUGAUAAUGGUUCACGGAGAUGACAAAGGACUCGUUUUGCCUCCGAACGUCGCUUGUAUUCAGGCGGUCGUCGUUCCUUGUGGAAUAACAGCUUCCACGACACAGGAACAAAGACAAAACCUAAUGUCCGAAUGUGAAAAAUUAGAGCAAGAAUUGAAGAAAUCGGGCAAAUUAAGAAUAAAGGGAGACUACAGAGAUAAUUACAGUCCCGGAUGGAAGUUUAAUCACUGGGAGUUAAAAGGCGUUCCUCUGAGAAUAGAGUUGGGACCUAAGGAUUUGGAAAAGAAGCAGGUGACUCUGGUGCGAAGAGAUACGGCCGAAAGAUUGACGAAGUCCAGAGCUGAUGCGUACUCGUCCGUUAGUAAAUUGUUGGAAGAGAUUCAUGCCAGUUUGUUUAAGAAGGCUCAAGAGGAAUUGACGAAUCAUAUUAAGCAGGCACAUGAAUGGGCAGACUUCUGUUCUCAUCUGGAUCGCAAGAAUCUGAUUCUUGCACCAUUCUGUGGAGACAUUUCCUGCGAGGAUAAUAUAAAGGCUGACAGUGUUAGAGAAGACGCUGGGGAUGAACCUGGAGCACCUUCCAUGGGAGCAAAGAGUCUUUGCAUUCCCUUCGAUCAACCAAAGAAUGACUUGACGAAAGCCAAGUGCAUUCACAAAAGUUGCAAGAACAAGCCGAAGUUUUACACUUUAUUUGGUCGUAGUUAUUAAUCGUAGUUUUUGAAAAAACUAGUAAUUUAGUGGUUUCUGUUGCAGUUAUCAUAUUUUGUUAGACGUGUCUGAUUAUUUUUUAAUGUACAAAAAAUGUUCGAUUAAAGGAUUUAAUAAUAU